Molecule: messenger RNA, 1650 nt
Organism: Symbiodinium necroappetens
Lineage: Eukaryota; Dinophyceae; Suessiales; Symbiodiniaceae
Source: the annotation of a GenBank genome assembly
AUGCUUAGCUCUGCCCAUGCCGGCCGCCGAAAUGCGCAGCUGCAAGUCUCCUGUCUGGAACAGGAGGCCAGAGCAAGGCUGAACGAGUAUGCGAUGACUACGGAGGUGAGGGAGCGCAUGAAUCGCUGUGUUCACGCUCUGGAGGAAGUUGUUACCUCAUUGGGCCCGAAUUGGCGUGUUAGCCCUUUUGGCAGUGCCGCCAACGGCUUUGGUACAAAGUUCUCGGACCUGGAUGCAACGUGCUAUGAGCUUCCCGAGGAGGGAAAGGAACCAGAGCAACAGCAGCCUGCAGCUGAAGUUCUGAGUGAGCGUCUCGCGCCCUUGUUGCGCAAGCACAAGUCGUUUGACAUCGCGCAGGAGGUUUUACAUGCUCGCGUGCCCAUCUUGAAGCUCUGCUUUGAGGGCAAGUUGGAGGUGGACCUCUCGUGCCACAAUACGUUACCCUUGCAGAAUACCAAGUUGCUGAAGGCAUAUUCCACCCUGGAUGACAGGGUAAAGGAGCUGGUGAUCCUGGUGAAAUUGUGGGCGAAGGACAGAGGAGUUUGUGGUGCUUCUCGCUCACACUUGUCGUCCUACGCCCUGACGCUGAUGGCCAUCUACUUCAUGCAGGUGCACCCAAAGAUCAGCCUGCCCAUGCUGCCCCCGCAAGCUUUCAAGGACGACAGCCACGUCGACGUCGGGGCCAAGGUGGAGGCUGCCCGCAGCUCUUGGUCAUGCAAUCUCAGCCUGGGACAAUUUGUCCUGCGGUUCUUCAACUUCUACAGCCUGGAGUUCAGCUGGGGCUCCGAGGUCGUUUCUGUUCGUCUUCCAAACCGCCUGGACGCAUCUGAGAAUCAUCUGGUGAAACUGAAGGGAAGGAACUUCCGAAGACUGCACGUGGAGGAUCCCGUCGACGAGACACGCAACCUCAAUUGCGUGCUUGGCGAUGCGCAGGAGAUUGAACUACAACGAGCUUUGGCGGAGACAUAUAGCCGCCUGCAAGCCAAAGAGCCGGUGAGCUUGGGCACUCCGCUUGAGGAGACUCAAUAUGCUGGAGCUGACCUUGCGUCCAGCCCCGGGCGCACUGUCACAAUCAAGGUCUUCGAGCACCUCCUGCAAAGCUGUCCCGAGGAGGCAGAUCUGCCCCCUGCCAUCAUGGAGGCGGCCCACCGCCACGAGGCCGAGAACCUGAUCAAUAUCCGGCAGCAUAGCCUCUCAGAGGCGAGCACUGCUGCUAGCUGCGCUUCUAGCACUGAUGAGGAACAUGGCGCGGCACAGGGAGAGGGGGAGAACUCACCUCGGAAUGCCCACUUUCGGCGUGGCAACGGAAAGGAGAAGCUUCGCCGCGGAAGUGGUGCAGAGGGCUCCCCCGACGGCUAUGUUGUUGCAGAGGCUGCCAGGACCAGCCCGAUUCUGCAAAUGCUGCAGCAGAAGCCGGAUCCGGAAAUCACACCGGAAUUCACAGGGCAGAUGGCCGGUCUACAGCUGCUCCAGAUGAUUCGCCACGAACAGCCAACGGCCGAACCGGAGCAUGGGCCCAUCCCAGCGCAGCCGCCUGCGCAGCGCGCAACCCGACGUACCAAGAUGACCAACAGCAUCAUGGCGAAGGUGAUGCAGAGUUGUGAGGCCCAAAACCACAAGAGCGAUGUUGAAGAGAAGGUGUGGCAGUGA